Molecule: messenger RNA, 1253 nt
Organism: Aspergillus japonicus CBS 114.51
Lineage: Eukaryota; Fungi; Ascomycota; Eurotiomycetes; Eurotiales; Aspergillaceae
Product: cell division control protein 14
Exons: 2
Coding region: 314-1201 (295 amino acids)
Source: RefSeq, a predicted model, not a curated record
GAGGCAAUUUUUAGAAAGAUCGUACCUCUUAGCCGUCACCCAUCUCUACGCUACGCUACACAUCCAUCCAAAUUGUACCCGAUCGUCUUGGCCCAAGGGUCUAUUCUUCUUCACGGACCCGUCGGUUGAUCAAACGCUUUGUUUUUUCAUUUAUUUUUUCGAUUUCCCCUUUCCUCCCAUUGUCUUCUUCGGAUCUUAUUUCUCUAUUUUAUUUCUUCUCCUCCCACCCCUUCCUUCUCCCGUCCCUCUGUGCGACAGAGUUAUUGGAGUUUCUAUUGCGCCUCGCUUUUCCCCUUCCCUGUUCACACCACUCAUGGAGGCAUUGCUGGCGCAUUCGUUUGACUAUCUCUCUUCAUACGAGCCAAGCAAGGUCCGGAAGGGUCUGCGACAGGUGGAAGGGCUCCUCGCACAGAUCUGUUUGUCCAAGUCGAAACGACCGGCGUCGGACAAGCGGCGGUCCCUCCUGUCCUUUGGAGCUCCGCAACCCGUGCCCAAGUCCCUGUCCGAACUCAAAGAUGACCCGGCUUUCAGGGAAUUCUUUAAGCUUCAGGAAGGCUUUCAAUGGAAUGUCGCAAUGCGCCUGGUAACGUGUCUCGAGCAUCUACUUGGGCGGGGCAGCAACGGUACCAAUGACGCCCUUAUUGUUACCACCCUUGACCUCAUCCAAGGCGUGCUUCUACUCCACCCGCCCUCGCGCACGUUAUUCGCGCGCGAGAUCUACAUGAAUUUACUCCUUGACUUGCUCGACCCCAUCAAUUGCCCAGCCAUCCAAUCAGCGACGCUUCUCACCUUGGUCACAGCUCUUCUGGAUCACCCAGCCAAUACACGCACCUUUGAGGACCUCGACGGUCUGCUCACCGUGACCUCACUAUUCAAGCAGCGGGCCACUUCGCGCGAAGUCAAGCUGAAGCUUGUGGAAUUCCUCUACUUUUACCUGAUGCCAGAAACUCCGAUGAUUCCAGCAAGCCAUUCUGCGCCCAACACGGCCGUCAUGGGUCAUCAGCGCAGUCCCAGCAAGCUUGGCGCAGCGCAAGUGUCCAGGAGUGUCAAUGUUCCGGGGGCGUACGGCGGCGGCAAAGCACAUCGGGAUACACGGACCACCGACGAGAAGCAAGCAUUACUAGGAAGACAUUUGAACAAUGUCGAGGAUCUGGUGGAGGAUCUCAAAGAAACCGCCCCCUUCGGCGCCACCGUCUACUAAACAUCAUUUUCGAGCGACAAUGGGUUUCUGCGUUCUUGUGUUCUGUUUUCAG